AUGUUUUGUUUACAACUCAAACUACCACUCAGAAGGUUUUGUAAUCACGUAGACAAUGUGGUCACUUCAAAAGCCAAACCAAUUAACAUUCCCAAUCUGAAUAUACCAGAAUUUAUUUGGCAAAAUUUAGAUAAAUGGCCUAAUCGAACGGCAAUUACGUGUUUCGAAUCUGGAAAAAGUUACACUUACGAACAACUUUUUAAAAAAAGUUUAUCAGUAGCUCACUCCCUUCGAGAUGUCUUUAAAUUGACAAGGCAAGAUACUAUAGGAAUAGUGUUACCCAACGUUGCAGAAUACCCGAUAAUUGUGUUAGGAGCUCUGCAGGGCGGUUUUAGGGUAACAACAGUCAAUGCCCAAUACACGUCGGACGAAAUUAGAAGACAGUUGAUAAACUCUAAAUCCAAGCUUGUUUUUACCUUAGCUGAGCUGGUACCACUGGUACGCGAGACCACUUCCAUUCCAAUUGUAGCACUUGGAACCAGAAGUGGUACCAGUGGUAUUAAUUUUCAAGAAAUUGUGUCAAAACAAGGUGGUAACUUUAUUGAAAAGGUGGGAGCCGACGAAAUUGCUUUUCUUCCGUAUUCUAGCGGAACCACUGGUCUUCCUAAAGGGGUCGAACUGACCCAUUCUAGUAUCAUAACGAAUCUAAUGCAACUAGCGUCACCCGAAUUUACCUUAAUACCUCAAGAACCUUUAAAAAUUCCUGGUUAUUUGCCAUUUUGCCACAUUUACGGUCUUGUAGUCACUCUUUUAUACACAUUUUUACGAGGUGCUACAGUCAUAGCAAUGCCAAAAUUUUCACCAAAUCAUUUAGUCAGAAUAUUGAAAAAACGGCAAGCCGACGUAAUUUUUGGCGUACCUCCUAUUGUACAAUUACUUGGCCAACAUCCAAACAUUACAACCGAAGAUUUGCUUCCACUCUAUUUGAUAACCUCAGCAGCCGCGCCCUUAGCCCCAGCAACCAUCCACCAACUCCGCACAAAAACCAACAAUAAAGUAAAAUUUUUGGAAGGCUACGGCAUGACCGAAACUUCCGCUGCUGCCAUAAUCCAAACUUCGUUUCUCGAAAAUGGUGUUAAAAUUGGUGGCAGCGGCCUUGUACUCCCCAACAGCCAAGUCAAAAUAAUCCCAAAAGACGGCUCAACAAUGCAAGGUCUUCCACAAAACCAAGCAGGAGAACUCAUCCUCAAGGGCCCUCAUGUGACCAAAGGCUACCACAACAACCCCGAUGCCACCAAAAGUGUUUUCAUCGACGGCUGGCUCCGAACUGGCGAUUUAGCUUAUUACGAUGAGCACCAGCAUUUUUUUAUCAUCGGACGUUUGAAAGACAUUAUUAAAGUAAAAGGGUUUCAAGUGGCACCGACUGAGCUGGAGGAGGUUUUGAAGCAACAUCCCCUAGUGGUGGAUUGUGCAGUUGUGGGAAUCCCGGAUAGUGUUUCAGGGGAAGCACCCAAGGCUUUCGUUGUGGCCAAAUCGCCGGUUUCGGAGAAAGAAUUAAAGAAUUUUGUCGCCAAGAAAGUUUCAAAGUAUAAAAGACUGAAAAGGGUCGAGUUUGUUCAAGCAAUUCCUAGGUCUCCCACAGGGAAAAUUUUAAAGCAAGGAUUGCAAUAAUAAAAUAAAACGAUUUUAAAAUAAAAAUAAUAAAAUAAAAUGUAAACGAUUUCAAAAUACGAGAUGUUAUGCAACCAAUAUUACGGACACACGUGUGAUGCAACCUUAAUUUCGUAAUCAGC
Tribolium castaneum (red flour beetle) is the source of this 1733-nucleotide messenger RNA. RefSeq lists its product as uncharacterized. Gene Ontology annotation, cellular component: mitochondrion. NCBI's taxonomy places the organism in Eukaryota, Metazoa, Arthropoda, Insecta, Coleoptera, Tenebrionidae. Gene Ontology annotation, biological process: fatty-acyl-CoA biosynthetic process; long-chain fatty acid metabolic process. Gene Ontology annotation, molecular function: long-chain fatty acid-CoA ligase activity. The transcript has 6 exons. The record is from RefSeq and is a predicted model, not a curated record. The coding region runs from base 1 to 1611 and encodes 536 amino acids.